AGCCUAUUAUAAGUAACAUAGCAAAAGGAGGAAGAUAGAACAUUUUGAAACAACAUGCAACUGUGUGAGAGAGAGACAGAGAGAGAGAAGUGACACAGGAAGUCAAAAAGGUUGUGGUAAACAGACUCUACAUACCCAUUUGUGUCGACUGAAUGUGAUCACAGUGUGAUACUUUGUGCUAUAAUGAGAAGAGACGUUUGAAACCCCCAGAGAAAGCACCACGUCUUGAAAUCCAUUGUGGAGUGCAAUUUUCAAAAAAGUAGAUAAAAAACAUGGGCAACAGUGGAGAGGAAGGAAAGCUGCAUCGCAGACUUUCAAGAAUGGGAAGAGGAUCGCAGAGGGAUCCGCCACGACCCCCUCCUCCAACAGACAAGCCCCCAGCAGCGGCCCCCCCAAGACCAGCUGAGACUGUUUCAAAACCUCCAGAACCUGCACCGAAACCUCCAGAACCUGCACCAAAACCAGUAGUAAUCCCCCCAAAACCAAGUCCCCCACCCAGGCCACUAAUACAGGUGUUCAACAGCACAGAGCAUGGCGCUGCCAUACUCAUGGGGAUGGAUCAUUUUCGUUGUGAUGAGACGCUUUGCGAUGUCACUCUGGUGCCUGGUGACAGCAGUGAAACUUUUCCAGUUCACAGGGUCAUCAUGGCUUCAGCCAGUGAUUAUUUCAAGGCCAUGUUCACAGGUGGCAUGAGAGAGCAGGAGCUGAAGGAGAUUAAGCUCCAUGGUGUGAGCACCACAGGCUUGAAAAACAUCAUUGAGUUCAUUUACACAUCUCGUCUAAGCCUGAGUAUGAACACCCUCCAGGACACACUAGAGGCGGCGAGCUUCCUCCAGGUGCUUCCCGUUCUCAGCUUCUGCAACCAGCUACUCAGCAGUGAGAUCACCAUAGAAAACUGUGUGGAAGUCGAGCGCAUUGCCAAAGAUCUUCUCCUAGAGGACGUCCAAACACAUGUCUACACAUUUGUAUGUGAGAACUUUUCUGCACUGGUGCAGAGCGGCCGGCUCCUGCAGUUAUCUGAGACGAGCAUGAAGUAUGCCCUUUCCAGCGACUCACUAAGGGGAUUCAAUGAGAUGGAGCUGUACCGCAUCGCCCGUGCUUGGCUGUCCCAUAAACCCUCAGAGCGUCGUUCUACUGCCUUCUCCCUGAUGCGUCAUAUUCGCUUCCCUUUGAUGACCCCAGCUGAGCUCCUCCAGAUCUCCCAGGAGGACCAGACAGAAGAAGGAGCAAAAAGAGAACUAGAGAAAGAGGAGCCCUUUAUGCGAUCGGACACAGCUUGUGUUAACCUCCUUCUGGAGGCCAGCAAUUACCAGAUGCUACCCUUCCUCCAACCGGCAUUGCAGACUGAACGGACCAAGAUCCGGUCAGAUUCCACUCACCUGGUGGUUCUGGGCGGUGUGAUGAGGCAGCAACUGGUGGUGAGCAAAGAGCUCAGGCUGUAUCAUGAGGAAGGUGGUGGCACCUGGAGGGCCCUCCAACCCAUGGAGGUACCACGAUACCAGCAUGGAGUGGCCCUUUUUGGGGGCUUCCUUUACAUUGUUGGAGGUCAGAGCACUUAUGACACCAAAGGUAAGACAGCUGUGGACAGUGCAUACAGGUAUGAUCCUCGCUUUGACCGCUGGUUGCAGGUGGCUUCACUGAAUGAGAAGAGGACAUUCUUCCAUCUAAGUGCCCUUAAGGGGAAGCUCUAUGCAGUUGGAGGGAGAAAUGCCACUGGAGAGAUUGAUUCUGUUGAGUGCUACAACUUGAACAAGAACGAGUGGACUUUUGUUGCACCAAUGAAUGAACCUCAUUAUGGACAUGCAGGCACAGUACAUGGUGGUCUGAUGUAUGUGUCAGGUGGUAUUACAAGAGAUGCUUUCCAGAAGGAGCUGCUGUGUUAUAACCCUGACACAGAUGCAUGGAGCAGACGAGCAGACAUGAUGGAUCUCCGUGGCCUCCACUGCAUGUGCACUGUGGGCGAUCGCCUCUAUGUCAUGGGUGGCAACCACUUCCGGGGGACUAAUGACUAUGAUGAUGUGCUAAGCUGUGAGUUCUACAACCCUGCAACUGACCAGUGGACAGUGGUGGCUCCAAUGCCCAGGGGUCAGAGUGAUGUAGGUGUGGCCGUGUUUAAGGAGCGCAUCUAUGUAGUGGGGGGUUACUCUUGGAACAGUAGGUGCAUGGUGGAUAUUGUGCAGUGUUAUGACCCUGAGAAGGAUGAGUGGGAGAAGGUCUUUAGUGUCCUAGAGCCUCUAGGAGGAAUUCGGGCCUGCGCUAUGACAGUUUAUUGCCCAAAAGGUUCAGUAGAUGAGGUUCAGAUACAGGAGUGUCCUCUUUCAACAUCCAAAAACUAAGACAAAUUAUCAGAUGUUGUGAUAAUGUUUACAAUAAGGGUUCUAUUCAUUAACAUGUGUUCACAUGAACUAGCAAUUACAACACUUUUACAACACUUAUUAAUCUUGGUUAAUGUAAGGUAAUUUCAACAUAUACAGUAGUAAUAAAAAUGUUUAAUUAAAAGUUGUAUGUUAAAAUUAGGUUGUGCAUUAUAACCUAACAAACUUACAAUGACAAUUAUAUAUUUUUUAAUAAAUUAACAUUAACCAAAAUUAAGAAAUGCUGUUAAAACAUAUUGUUCAUUGUUAGUUCAUGAUACCCAAUGCAUUCAAUAAUGUUACCAAAUAGAACUUUAUUGUAAAGUGCAAUAGAACUUAAAAUGUGAGAUAAUUAAUUUGCCUCUCUUUGCAAGAAACCUGUUAAGAUUCAAGUGCAAAAUAGUUUAAUAGUUUAGUUGCAGUACAUGCCAGUUUUGUAACAAUGGCAGAAAUUUGUGAACAGGGAUAAGGGGAAAAAAAUUUACUUGUAAAAAAAAGCUAUUAGUUAUUUGUUUAAGUGCUCAUGACUGUGCUAAAUAUGUAAUGCCAAAUUUGUGAGCCAGAGUGCUUAAUACUGCGUCUCUAAAUUAUUCUGUUUACCUAUUUUUACUUCAAUUAUUUUAUGUGCGUUUCAAUAAAAGUAUUUUUAAAA
This is a messenger RNA of Xyrauchen texanus (razorback sucker), 3006 nucleotides long. RefSeq names its product kelch-like protein 9. Gene Ontology annotation, cellular component: Cul3-RING ubiquitin ligase complex. The transcript is spliced from 8 exons. NCBI's taxonomy places the organism in Eukaryota, Metazoa, Chordata, Actinopteri, Cypriniformes, Catostomidae. Gene Ontology annotation, molecular function: ubiquitin-protein transferase activity; cullin family protein binding. The record is from RefSeq and is a predicted model, not a curated record. Gene Ontology annotation, biological process: protein ubiquitination; regulation of cytokinesis. Bases 273 to 2336 code for a protein of 687 amino acids.